AUGCCACCGUUGGAUAAGAAAAUCAAAAAGUUUCUAAAGAAUUCUAUUAGAGUAGCUCCUAAAAUAUCAGAUAAAGGUGAAUUUGGAGAAUUAAGAGCUGGACUAGUCUCACCAUACCCUCAAACACGUAAAGAUGCAAUUAAGAAGACUAUUCAGCAAAUGACUUUGGGUAAAGAUGUAUCACCCUUAUUCCCAGAUGUGUUAAAAAAUAUUGCUACUAUAGACAUAGAACAAAAGAAGUUGGUGUAUCUUUAUGUUAUGAAUUACGCUGAAAUAUAUCCAGAAUUAUGUAUCUUAGCCGUUAACACUUUUGUCACAGAUUCACAAGAUCCAAAUCCAUUGAUUCGUUGUAUGGCAAUUAGAACAAUGUCUAUGAUCAAAGUAGAUAAGAUUUUAGAAUAUAUAGAUACCCCAUUACGUCGCACGUUACAAGAUGAUAAUCCCUAUGUAAGAAAGACAGCAGUCAUUUGUGUGGCCAAGUUGUUCCAAUUAAAUAAACAAUUAUGUGUUGAACUGGGUGUAUUGGAAGAUUUAGCCAACGCUUUAGAUGAUGAUAAUCCAAUGGUUAUUUCCAAUGCCAUCGCUUCUAUUAUAGAGAUUAAUUCAAUAGAUCCUACUGUUAUUGAUCUAAUAAGGUUAAUUGAAACACAUGUAUCUAAAUUUUUAUUAGUACUAAAUGAAUGCACAGAAUGGGCUAGAAUGACAAUUUUAACUGCCUUGGCAGAGUACAAUUCAAGAGAUUCAUUGGAAGCAAAAGAUAUUAUUGAUAGAGUUACAGCACAUUUACAACAUGUAAAUCCAUCUGUCGUACUGGCUACAGUGAAGGUUAUCUUAAAAAAUAUCACCCAAUUAGAUCCAAAUCAAUAUUCUCCAGAUUCUAAGAUAAUGAAAAAGAUAUCAUCCGCAUUAGUCUCGUUGAUGUCAACACCACCAGAAUUACAAUAUGUUGCAUUGAAAAACAUCAGAAUCAUAUUGGAAAAAUAUCCAGAAAUUUUGAACAAAGAAUUGAGAAUUUUUUAUGUUAAGUUUAAUGAUCCUAUGUAUGUUAAAUUAGAAAAAAUUGAAAUUUUGGUAAGGUUAGUAGAUGUAUCAAACAUCAAACAGUGUACACUUUUAUUAAAUGAAUUGAAGGAAUAUUCUAUGGAAUUUGAACUAGAAUUUGUAUCACGUUCAAUUCAAGCUAUGGCAGAGCUUGGGAUCAAGAAUGGAAACGAAAUAUUUAUUGCUAAAAUUGCAGAUAUUAUAUGUAAUGAGAUAUUAGAACGUGGUGGAGGUAUUGAGACUAUACGUGAUGACUGUUGUGUUGCCUUAAGCAAUUUAUUAAGAUGUUGUGAUAUGAAUGAGAGUAUGGUUAAACAAAUAUGCUCCAUAUUAAAUUCAUGGUCAUCUCCAGAAGAUAUUUUGACAUCCGAUCUAAGUAAAUGUCAUUAUAUUUGGUUGAUGACUAAAUAUCCAAAUCAUUUCACAACAGUAAUUGAAAAAUUAAAAACGUUUAUUGAUAAUUUUACACAAGAGGAAUCAAUGACCCAAGUGGCGAUAUUAUUAUCAGUUAUAAAAUUACAUACAAGGCUUGAAGGUAGUGUGUUACAAAAUCUAUUUGAAUUGGCCACGAGUUAUGAGGCUGUAGAUAUUGAUGUGAGAGAUAUGGCCAUGAUGUAUUGGAGAUGUUUUUCUAUAGAUGAUUCAAAUGUUGAAAAGGAUCAGUUGAUUAAUGAACUUUGUAACAAUGGUUUGAAUCCAUUGCCAAGAAUUGACAACAUAUUAGAGAUGUUUUCUCCUGACACGUUAGAGAAAUUAUUGAACCAAUUAGGCACAAUAAGUUCCAUAUAUUUUGAGCCCUUGACAGAAGAUAUAUUAAAUGAAUCAAGAAAAAGAAGAAGCCAGAUGAAUCAAAACAUAAUCAAAAGUCAAAAGUUAAAUGACUUGCAAGAUAUUGCAAGAAAUGAAUUAUUAGAUGGGCAUGAAGAUGUGUUAUUGGAUUUUGGGGAUGAAGAUGAUAGUUCAAGUAAUAUGGCAUCUAGUAAUAAUAACAAUAAUACUUUAAAGGAAUUAGAUGACUUGUUUGGUAAUAUAACCCAAGAUGUCAAAAACUUGAACAUAUCACAACAACAAUCUAAUACGGAUUCAAAUCAAGCACCUUCAGCAAAUACAACAACAUCAAAUACACAAGAUUUAUUAGACUUAUUUUGA
Molecule: messenger RNA, 2190 nt
Organism: Arxiozyma heterogenica
Lineage: Eukaryota; Fungi; Ascomycota; Saccharomycetes; Saccharomycetales; Saccharomycetaceae
Gene: APL2
Product: Apl2p
Exons: 1
Coding region: 1-2190 (729 amino acids)
Biological process (GO): vesicle-mediated transport; intracellular protein transport
Cellular component (GO): membrane coat
Molecular function (GO): clathrin binding
Source: RefSeq, a predicted model, not a curated record